AUGGCGCACGGAGGCACCCGACACCGGCCGACAUUGUUCUGCCCAGCAAAGACACCGGGAGGCCGGCGAAGAGGCCAUGUGAGCUCCAGCUCCGGUUUCUUCCUGACGGCUGGUGGAUCAUCAUCUUCCGAAGAUCACCUGGACAUCUUCAACUCCAGUGAGUGUGCGGCCUUGCGAUUGGCUGUGCCGGACCCUGGUCGAAAUUUUCUGGCUACCGUGGCGUGUCCUGGCAAACGAACCAUCUUAAACUUCUAG
Molecule: messenger RNA, 255 nt
Organism: Penicillium chermesinum
Lineage: Eukaryota; Fungi; Ascomycota; Eurotiomycetes; Eurotiales; Aspergillaceae
Exons: 1
Coding region: 1-255 (84 amino acids)
Source: RefSeq, a predicted model, not a curated record